UAAGACCGGCGAAUCAGCUGACUUCUUACUUCAAAAUAUUAAUUGUAAUCACAUUGUUGACAAACUCCGCCACUUCAAUGAUCGACUCCGAAGCACUGGAGAAUGAGCGAACGAAGCUUAAACGGGAGAUCGCUGAGCUACGAGCGGCGCUGAAUAGGAAGGAGCAAUGUCUGCGCGAUCUGGAAACGACUAUUUCAGAAGCCAACGGAGACGAGGACGAUAUUCAUCCGGACUCCAAUGGAGGAGUGUGCCACACUCAACUGAGUAACGACGACAUCGCUCGGUACAGCCGGCAACUGAUACUCCCCGAUUUCGGUGUCCAAGGCCAGUUGAGGCUAAAGAACAGUUCCGUUCUUAUCGUAGGCAUGGGAGGAUUGGGGUGUCCGGCAGCACAGUACCUUGCUGCAGCUGGCUGCGGAAAGCUGGGUCUUAUCGAUUACGACGAGGUAGAGCGGAGCAACUUCCACAGACAAAUCCUACACUCGGAAGCGCGAUGCGGCAUGUCCAAGGCCGAAUCCGCAAGGAUUGCCCUUCUGGAACUAAAUCGGCAUUGCGAGAUUCGCUGCCACACGAGGCUAUUGAACAGUCGGAAUGCCAUGCACAUCAUUCGCACCUAUGAUGUGGUUUUGGAUUGCAGCGACAACGUGGCUACGCGGUAUCUGCUAAACGACGCCUGUGUGAUGCUAAGGAAACCUCUAGUGUCCGGGAGUGCCUUGAAAACGGAUGGGCAGCUGACCGUCUAUUGCUAUGGAAAUGGACCCUGCUAUAGGUGCAUCUACCCAGUGCCGCCCCCUCCAGAGGCAGUGACCAACUGCGGUGAUGGGGGAGUUCUGGGUGCUGUUACCGGAACUAUCGGGGCCAUGCAAGCUUUGGAGGCCAUUAAGGUGAUUGUCGGUCUUGGCGACGUACUGGCUGGUCGCCUUCUCAUCUUCGAUGGCAGCAGCUGUCUGUUCCGUAACAUUCGAAUUCGGUCUAAGCGGCCUAAUUGCCAUGUCUGUUCCGCUCAGCCACUGAUCACGGAACUUAUCGACUAUGAACUUUUCUGCGGGAUGCAUGCAACAGACAAGGAUAAUCCACUGCAACUGCUAGCUGCGGAAGAGCGCCUGGAUGUGGAGGAGUACCGGAACAAAGUACAGGAGCAACCUCACUUGUUGAUUGAUGUUCGACAGCCGGCAGAAUUUGAGAUUUGUCAGUUGCCCGAUGCUGUGAAUGUGCCACUAGCCGAAAUCCUCGAUGACAGCUAUCUGAAACGCUUUCCCAAGCAACUAGAGAACACUCAGUUGCCCAUAAUAUUGCUUUGCCGACGAGGCAAUGACUCCCAGAUUGCCGUGCAGCACGUACGCAAUCGAUUCCCAGUGCAUUCCAUUCGAGAUAUUAUUGGUGGAUUGCACGCUUGGACGCACAAGGUGGAUCCCAGUUUUCCCAUAUACUGACCCCCGGAAUAAUAUACAGUCGAAUAUUUAAGAAUGUAGAAUUAUUCUUUUUUGAUUUCCUAAUUCAUUUGUACAACGUUUCUCUCUUAAUUUGUAUAUUCUUUACGUUUUUUUCGUAUAUUGUUAUAAUUGUAUCUUGAAUAAUAAAGGAAAUAUUAAA
Molecule: messenger RNA, 1593 nt
Organism: Drosophila bipectinata
Lineage: Eukaryota; Metazoa; Arthropoda; Insecta; Diptera; Drosophilidae
Gene: Uba4
Product: Ubiquitin-like activating enzyme 4
Biological process (GO): tRNA wobble position uridine thiolation; protein urmylation
Cellular component (GO): cytoplasm; cytosol
Molecular function (GO): thiosulfate-cyanide sulfurtransferase activity; adenylyltransferase activity; URM1 activating enzyme activity
Source: RefSeq, a predicted model, not a curated record